CUUUUUUUCGCAUUUGUAAAUGAAGAAAAGUUUUCUGAAAAUGGAUGGACGGUGUACACUCCAAUGUCCGAAUACAGGAGACAAGGACUGCCUAAUGAACGGUGGCGAGUAACUUUCAUUAAUGAACAUUACGGACUGUGUGACACAUAUCCAUCGCUCUUAGUAGUGCCAUAUAAUGCAACAGAUGAUGAUCUCAAGAAAGUUGCUGCCUUUAGGUCACGAAAUAGAAUCCCGGUUCUGUCAUGGAUUCAUCCAGAGACUCAAGCUGUUAUUAUGCGCUGCAGUCAGCCCCUUGUUGGAAUGAGUGGCAAGCGGAAUAAAGAUGAUGAAAGAUAUCUUGAUAUCAUCAGGGAGGCUAACGGGCAAAUCUCAAAACUGACCAUCUAUGAUGCUAGGCCCAAUGUCAAUGCAGUGGCGAACAAGGCAACUGGGGGAGGAUAUGAAGGUGAAGAUGCGUAUCCCAAUGCAGAACUUUUCUUCUUGGACAUUCAUAACAUUCAUGUCAUGCGGGAAUCUUUGAAGAAGUUGAAGGACAUUGUGUAUCCUAAUGUGGAAGAAUCACACUGGUUGUCGAGUCUGGAAUCAACCCAUUGGUUAGAACAUAUAAAGCUUGUCUUGACAGGAGCUAUUCAAGUGGCAGACAAGGUAUCCUCAGGCAGGAGCUCUGUGUUGGUUCACUGCAGUGAUGGCUGGGACCGGACCGCACAGCUGACAUCGCUGGCCAUGUUGAUGCUAGACAGCUACUACAGAACAAUUGAAGGCUUUGAAGUUCUGGUGCAAAAAGAGUGGAUAGGCUUUGGACACAAAUUUGCAUCGAGAAUAGGCCACGGUGAUAAAAAUCAUGCUGAUGCAGACAGAUCGCCCAUCUUUCUCCAGUUUAUUGACUGUGUGUGGCAGAUGUCUAAACAGUUUCCUACGGCCUUUGAAUUCAAUGAGCAGUUCUUGAUUACAAUCCUGGAUCACUUGUACAGCUGCCGGUUUGGUACUUUCUUGUAUAACAGUGAGUUUCUUAGAGAAAAAGAGAAAGUGACUGAGAAAACAUUAUCGUUAUGGUCUUUGAUAAACAGUGAAAAAUCUAAAUACACCAAUCCUUUUUAUACUAAAGAGCUAAAUCGAGCACUGUAUCCAGUAGCCAGUAUGCGUCAUUUAGAGCUCUGGGUCAAUUACUACAUCAGGUGGAACCCAAGAAUUCAGCAACAACCAAAUCCAGUGGAGCAGCGUUACAUGGAGCUCCUUGCGUUACGUGAUGAUUAUAUAAGGAGACUUGAAGAACUACAGAUCACAAAUAAUUCUAAGAUACCCAAUUCAUCAGCCUCAUCUGCAUCUCCCUCACAAAUGAUGUCCCAAGUACAAACACAUUUUUGAAGAAAAUGUUGGCUUCGUUCUAUACUGUAAUAGCAAGUGGUGCUUAACAUAGAUCUA
This is a messenger RNA of Pelecanus crispus (Dalmatian pelican), 1422 nucleotides long. The record is from RefSeq and is a predicted model, not a curated record. Lineage: Eukaryota; Metazoa; Chordata; Aves; Pelecaniformes; Pelecanidae.